Messenger RNA from Seminavis robusta, 1677 nucleotides. The record is from the annotation of a GenBank genome assembly. Lineage: Eukaryota; Bacillariophyta; Bacillariophyceae; Naviculales; Naviculaceae.
ACUGAGAGAGCUUUCCCGCUUGUAACGUUGCUCAUACUGGAUGACAUUCGAUCCCUGCCCAAGUUAUAGUUCAUCAAGAGUACAAUAAUGAAUGAUGAAGACAACGACGAGAAGAUGGAGGAGCCAAGAGAAGAGGAGGAGGACGCCGACGAACGGGAAUUCAUGGACCGAAUCGCAACAGCCGCCGCGAAACGACGACGAGCCGCACGAGCCCAUUCUGCCAAGGUGAUUUCCAACCGGGAAAUGCCUUCUUUGAGGAACCACCACAGAGCCUCGGAACCGCACUUGCGGCCCAAUUCUCUGGCGUUGCAAAAGACGGAAAGCACACGGAAACGCUCCAAGCUAAAUCUCGCACAUCGGCCUUCGAUUUUGAAAGUUCAGGAACCCGGUUUGGCUCGACAGCAACAACCACAACCCGUGGGACUAGUCGGCCGUAAGAAUGACCAAUUGCCGGAGGAAAAGGAAGAAAUUCCCACUCUCAUAGCCGAGGAGGAACCACCCACACAGUCAUCAUCUACCCGCACGAGACGAGGGGCCCGAGUUUCUUCCACUCCUGGAAUACCACUGUCGCCCGUCAAAGAACCAGAGGUGGAUAGUGACUCCUCAAUGAGCGAGGAAAUUGAUGGGGAGCAACCAAAAGAAUCAAUGGAACCACCACCUGCUGCUGCCCAAAAGAGAAGAGCUGCAGCGCUUUCUCGUACCCACGGUCAUAUUUCUCUUGUGACGGGGCCAGAAGCUUCCCUGGGUCGAGAGCCAAGUGCCAAUUUACAAGCUACAAAUAGUUCAGAAUUUCAUGAGGAGAAAAAGAAUCAGCAGCAGGAAACACAACAAGAGCCUCCCAUCUCAAUACCACAGCCAGCUGCCAGAAAGAGAAGAGGGGCAGCACUUUCUCGUGCGCAUAGUCAAUCUAUUUCCAUGGCCUCCUCUCUUGAUCAAGAGUCAGGUGCCAUUUCACUAGCUACAACCAAGAGCAGUGAAUUUCAAGAGGAAAAGCAAGGUCAGCAGCUGCAACAACAAACAGAGCCUCUCGUCUCAAUACAACAACAAACAACCCUGCAACAGGAACCAGAACCUCCCAAUUCAGUACCACAGCCAGCUGCCCGAAGGAGACGAGGUGCAGCACUUUCUCGUGCGCAUAGUCUUUCUUCUUCCAUGCCCCCCUCUUUUGAUCAAGAGCCCAAUGCUACUUCACUAGCUUCCAAUAGCACCGAAUUUCAAGAGGAAAACCAAGGUCAGCAGCAGAAACAACAAGAGCCUCCCAUCUCAAUACCACAGCCAGCUGCCCGCAAGAGGAGAGGAGCAGCGCUUUCUCGUGCGCAGAGUCUUGCUUCUUCCAUGGCCCCCUCUUUCGAUCAAGAGCCUGGUGACAUUCACUGCUACAAAUGCAGAAUUUUACGAGGAAAACAGAAUCAGCAGCAGAAACAACAAGAGCCUCCCAUCUCAAUACCACAGCCAGCUGCACGCAAGAGGAGAGGAGCAGCACUUUCUCGUGCACAAAGUCUAUCUUCUUCCAUGGCCCCCUCUUUCGAUCAAGAGCCUGGUGACAUUGCCAGCUACCAAUACUGCAAAUUUCCGAGGAAAACAGAAUCAGCAGCAGAAACAACAAGAGCCUCCCAUCUCAAUACCACAGCCAGCUGCACGCAAGAGGAGAGGAGCAGCGCUUUCUCGUGCACAUAG